Molecule: messenger RNA, 369 nt
Organism: Miscanthus lutarioriparius
Lineage: Eukaryota; Viridiplantae; Streptophyta; Magnoliopsida; Poales; Poaceae
Source: the annotation of a GenBank genome assembly
AUGGCUUCCCGCGGGUGCCCCUACGACGAUUAUCCCGACAAGACGACCCUGGAUGGCUGGCUCCGCUCCCCCGCCCUCGACAACCUCCAGCAGCUCAGGUUCCAGCACUAUCCUCGGCUUCUGCUGCCGCCAUCAGUACGCCGCUUCUCGUCGACGCUCCGUAUGGCUCGCUUAUGUGACUGUACUUUCCGAGAUGGAAACAAUGGCGGCGCGCUGCUCUUGCCAGUUCUCGAGAGCCUGACCCUCUUCGACGUCAGGAUCUCGGGGAGCGCUCUGCAUGCAUUGCUCGCCGGCUGUCCUGUCCUGCAGAGCUUGUUUCUAUUUGACAACUAUGCAUGGCUUCCCUCGGCUGCAUAUCGUGUCCCCUAG